CAUGCGGUGCAUACAUUGUGGUGUGCACCAGACUAAUGGGUUCUAAGAGUAGUAGGUGGUCGGUUACUUGGGUGGUUCUUUUUAUUUGUUUGCUGUUAUGUUUUUCUGCCAAAGCAAUAGCAACAAGGAACCUUGCUGGUUAUGCAGAUGAAAAGGGUCCGAGUAGGAGACUCCUUGGCCGUUCUCCAUGCAAGAGGGGAAGAAUGACUUCUGAAGUGGUUCAAGGAGACAGGAAGCAGCAAAGGGAGGACAGUCCACGUUGCAACAAUUAUCUGUGAUUUGCAGGCUGGGGUUGUUUGUAUGUGUUGCAAUUGCAAGGAUCAACUACACGAAUUUUUUUUAAUAAAAUGGACACAUGAGAUGUCACUGUUUGUUGGUUUAGUUUCAUGAAAUUUGUGUUCACAGAAUUUCUCUCAAGAAUAACUUUGAGAUAUAUGAUCAAUUUAAGGAUGGGUGUGGGUAAUAUCUGAUUUUUAGAAACGGGUAUAGGAAUGGGUAUGUACAUACCGGACACAUAUUUGAUAUGUAUAAGAACUAAAUUUUCUUUAUUUUAUGUAACAUAUAUUAUUUAUUAAUCUUUUGUCAUUCUUUGUC
Messenger RNA from Glycine soja, 594 nucleotides. RefSeq lists its product as uncharacterized. The coding region runs from base 36 to 278 and encodes 80 amino acids. The record is from RefSeq and is a predicted model, not a curated record. The transcript has 2 exons. NCBI's taxonomy places the organism in Eukaryota, Viridiplantae, Streptophyta, Magnoliopsida, Fabales, Fabaceae.